AUGUUAGUGGUUUGUGAGAAAAAUGCGGCUUUGCAAGUGAUAGUUAAUAAUUUAAAUAGCAUUGAACUUGGCUCCUAUUUUAUUAAAAUAAACGAGUUAAACCAAGUUCCAGAGAUUUCUCGGCAUAUUAGUAGCGUCUUGGAAGAAAAUAAAAAAAAUACUGUUGAAACUAUUUCUUCUUUAACUAAUUUGGAAGAUCCGCUUUUUGACUAUCUAAUUUUUGACGAAGCUUCUCAAAUGCCGUUAGAAAAGUCGGUUCCUCUCUUUACUCGAGCAAAAAAACUUAUCGUUAUUGAAGAAGAGGAGGCAGAAUGGAUAAUUGAAGAAAAUCAAACUAAAGAGGAAAAAGAACAUUUGAAAGAAAUUGACGAAAGUGAAAUUAACUUAGAAAUUAGUGAUUUAGGAAAAGGGAGUAGUUUAGUAAAUGGUUGUUGGAUAAAUCAGCAAAAUCUUGUUGAAGCCAAAGCCGUUUUGAAGUUAUUAAAAAGUUUAUCAGUUGAUAAAGAAAUUGGAAUAAUUACUUUUAACACUAAGCAACGGGAUUUAUUAGAGGAUAUUAUUGAAAAACAAAAAAAGAAGGUGAAUAAUUUGUUCGUUAGAAAUUUGGAAGAAGUGCAAGGAGAUGAGCGGGAUAUUAUUAUAUUUUCGGUUGGUUAUGGUCCGAACGAAGAAGGAAAAUUUAUUCAUAAUUUUGGUCCACUUAAUCGAGAAGGGGGAGAAAAGAGAUUAAAUGUAGCAAUUACGAGAGCACGAGAAAAAGUGAUAGUUGUAACCAGUAUUUUGCCUUCACAACUAAGUGUUGAAAGUGCUAAAAACUCGGAUACUUCACAAAUAAACUUGAAAGUUUUACUAGAUUCGGUGUAUAAGGCCGAAGAUUUGAUUAGAAAAUUUGUUAGAAAGCAUCUUGAAAAGCCAGAAACCAUUCCUAAGACUAGUAAGUUAUGGAUGAACAAACCUGAUAUUAGGACACAAUUUAAGGCGGCUGGCAAGGAGCCUUAUUACAAGAGGGCUAAGGAUGGAGUUAUUGAUGAGGUGGCUGGUUUCCGAAUUGAAGUUAAUAAGUUAAAACAACAAAAAGAAAAAAAUGAUAAGGAAUAUUGGCGAGCUCGAGCUGAAGAAACUCGUUUAACUAGUGCCGACAAUAUAGUAAAGGGCGGUCCUGUCGAAUCUGAACUACCUUCUGGUUUAGAUUUAGAUUUAGAUGAGGAUGGCGGAAGCGAACAUGAGCAUGAGGUUCCUGGGGAUGGUGAAAAGGUUCCUCGUCCAGGUGGUGGAAAUUGUCCAGAAGGGUUUUGUGGGAAUACCGACAAAGCAACUGGGUGA
Messenger RNA from Ambispora leptoticha, 1323 nucleotides. The record is from the annotation of a GenBank genome assembly. NCBI's taxonomy places the organism in Eukaryota, Fungi, Glomeromycota, Glomeromycetes, Archaeosporales, Ambisporaceae.